Saitoella complicata NRRL Y-17804 is the source of this 1305-nucleotide messenger RNA. Its product is annotated as 26S proteasome subunit P45. Gene Ontology annotation, cellular component: proteasome regulatory particle, base subcomplex. The record is from RefSeq and is a predicted model, not a curated record. Gene Ontology annotation, biological process: proteasome-mediated ubiquitin-dependent protein catabolic process. Gene Ontology annotation, molecular function: ATP binding; ATP hydrolysis activity; proteasome-activating activity. Lineage: Eukaryota; Fungi; Ascomycota; Saitoellomycetes; Saitoellales; Saitoellaceae. The transcript is spliced from 2 exons. Bases 1 to 1305 code for a protein of 434 amino acids.
AUGCCCGGUGGCGGUCCGCCCAAGGACAAGGAUGACAAGAAGAAGGAACAAAAGCCCAAGUACGAACCCCCCGUAGCAACUCGCGUCGGCAAAAAGAAGAAGCGUGGACCCGACCCCACCACCAAACUCCCCGCCGUCUUCCCCAACAACCGAUGCAAACUCAAGCUCCUCAAGAUGGAGCGUAUCAAGGACUACCUCCUCCUCGAGGAAGAGUUCGUCACCAACCAGGAGCGUUUGAAGCCGCAGGAUGACAAGAGUCAGGAGGAGCGUAACAAGGUUGAUGAUAUGCGGGGGUCGCCUAUGGGCGUUGGUACGCUUGAGGAGAUUAUCGAUGAUGACCAUGCGAUUGUUUCGAGUUCGAGUGGGCCGGAGUACUACGUCUCUAUCAUGUCGUUUGUUGACAAGGACCUCCUCGAGCCUGGGUGUUCCGUCCUCUUGCACCACAAGGCUGUCGCCAUCGUCGGUGUUUUGGGUGACGACGUCGACCCGAUGGUCUCCGUCAUGAAGCUCGACAAGGCACCGACAGAGUCCUACGCAGACAUCGGUGGUCUCGAAUCGCAAAUCCAGGAAAUUAAGGAGUCUGUCGAACUACCGCUCACUCACCCCGAACUGUACGAAGAGAUGGGUAUCAAGCCACCAAAGGGUGUCAUUCUCUACGGUGUUCCCGGAACCGGAAAGACCCUGCUGGCAAAAGCCGUCGCCAAUCAAACGUCCGCGACAUUCUUGCGUAUCGUCGGUUCAGAAUUGAUCCAGAAAUACCUCGGUGACGGUCCCAAGAUGGUUCGUCAGCUCUUCCAAGUCGCCGAAGAGCAUGCCCCCUCCAUCGUUUUCAUUGACGAAGUCGACGCCAUCGGUGCGAAGCGUUACGAUUCCAACAGUGGAGGUGAACGUGAAAUACAGAGAACAAUGUUGGAGUUGCUCAACCAAUUGGACGGUUUCGACUCGCGCGGAGACGUCAAGGUCAUCAUGGCUACUAACCGUAUCAACGAUCUUGACCCCGCUCUCAUCCGUCCUGGCCGUAUCGACCGUAAAAUCCUCUUCGAAGCCCCCGACACCUCCACUCGCCGCAAGAUCUUCCAGAUCCACACCGGAAAGAUGACACUCGGCGAUGAUGUCGACUUGGAGGAAUUCAUCACGGCCAAGGACGACAUGUCUGGUGCGGAUGUCAAGGCGUUGUGUACGGAAGCUGGUUUGCGCGCGUUGAGAGAACGCAGAAUGAGGGUCGUUGCGGAAGAUUUCAGACAAGCGAGGGAGCAGAUAUUGAAGACGAAGCAAGAGGAGAUCGAGGGUGGGCUUUACUUGUAA